Molecule: messenger RNA, 5566 nt
Organism: Physella acuta
Lineage: Eukaryota; Metazoa; Mollusca; Gastropoda; Physidae
Product: putative vitellogenin receptor
Cellular component (GO): plasma membrane; signaling receptor complex
Molecular function (GO): calcium ion binding; protein binding
Source: RefSeq, a predicted model, not a curated record
UUAUAAACAGUUCGAAUACUGUGGCGGAUUUAGCUUUCUAGAUUCAAGAGCUGUUUAUCUGUUCACGGCUGGUGCUAGUUUUGUUAAGGAUUUCGUGCCUGUGGGUUGUUUUUUCCCCAAGUGUUAUUCUGAAAGGAAGAAUGCUGUAUCUACAUUUUUUUAUCAUCGCGGUUACGGCUAGAAAUAUUAUAGAUGAUGAGCCCUGCGAUGUGGAUUAUUUCACGUGCAUCAACGAUGAGUGCAUCCACCAGUCUUGGGUCUGCGAUGGAGAACCUGACUGUCAUUCAGGGGAGGAUGAACUAGGGUGCAGUGCGAAGUGUGAAGCUGGUUUCCAUACAUGCGCAAACAAGCACUGCGUCAACUCGAAGUUCAAGUGCGAUGGCUUGGACGAUUGUGGGGAUUUUUCGGAUGAAGUUUCGUGUGUUGCAGGAAACCAAACUGAUAUCCCCUUAUGUAAACCUGGAGAGUUUAAAUGUCUAGAACAGCCAUCUUGUGUUGGCUUAGAUGCAGUUUGUGAUGAGGAUGAAGACUGUAUGGAUGGCAGUGAUGAAAAACAUUGUAAAGUGUCUUGUAAAAGCAAUGAAUUUCUCUGUGAUGAGGGGACUUACUGUAUAAACAAUGUCCAUCUGUGUGAUGGUGUAAGGGACUGUGUUGAUGGGACGGAUGAAAAGGAUUGCAGAAACAAAACAAACUGUCAUCAAAAGAAUGCAUUUACAUGUGACGACCAGUCCGAGUGUGUGCCUGUCAAUAAAGUAUGUGACGGUGAAGUGGAUUGUGUGGACGGCUCUGAUGAAAAACACAAUUGUUCUCUGCUAUGUGACAGACUUAACUGUGAGCAAGGUUGCACUGUUGAACAUGAAGAAGUUGGCUGUGUUUGCAGGAAGGGAUUUACCCUUAAUCCUGGAGAUAACAAAACUUGUUUAGACAUUGAUGAGUGUGUCGCACCCACUAGACCCUGUAGUCAGACUUGUCACAACAAUAUUGGCUCCUACCACUGCAGCUGUAUCAGUGGGUAUGAACUUACAAGAACAGGGAAAUGUAAAUCUUUAGGAAAAGAGCCCAUGUUGAUUUACAUGUCACAUGAUAUGAUCAGGUCAUUCACCCUCAAAUCACAUUAUCACGAUGUGGUUGUUGAUCAUGUGAAUACAGUCCAUGCAUUAGCAAUGGAUGUAAGGAACCAAAGACUCUUCUGGUCAGAGACUGGGAAAGAACAUCCUGGUAUUUACUCAACUGACCCAUACAGGCCAAGGGAUUCUCGGACAGUGGUUAUGUCACACGGGCCAAUGCAUCCUGGUGGUUUAGCCUUUGACCACAUAGAGAAAAAUCUCUACAUCUCUGACACAUUGCGACCUGCUAUAUUUGCCUGCAAACAUGAGAUUUCUGCUUGUGUUACAGUGUUCAACAGAUCUGUUGUGACAAGUCCUACAGCUAUCACAUUGUAUUCGGAGGAACGGUUAAUGUAUUGGGUUGAAUCUGGCCAUGUACCUGUGGUAAUGAGAGGUAGUAUGGACGGCAAAUCUAGCACUACUUUCAUGACAUCCGGGCUAGUCUCCCCUUCCUCUCUGUUUUUUGACCUCACAUCCAAGAGGCUCUUUUGGACUGAUGACAUUUUAAAUGACAUACAGUCCAUUCGAUUUGAUGGAACAGAUAGACAGACUGUUGUACGCAGAAAGAUCUCCACCCCUUCCUCUUUAUUAAUAUUUGAGGACAGAGUGUUCUGGGCAAAUGUUGGGACACAUACAAUCAUGGCUGCCAACAAGUUCACAGGUCAAGAGGUCAAGGUCCUGAUCAAAGCUUCACACCCUGGGGCUAUGAUCCUUUACCAUUCCAGUUUACAACCAGACUAUGGUGGCACAGCCUGUUGGCAUAAACACUGCAGUCACCUGUGUUUGAGUGGAGUAAAUGGAUCUGUCUCUUGUGCUUGUCCUGAUGGGCACAGACUAGAAAACUCAACCUGCCACAAGAUGAAGACCACACCCUUUCUUCUUGCUGCACAAAAAACUGAGAUUAUCUCCCUGCCACUGGUUGAGGCUGGAGAAGUGGAAGUGACCUCCCUUCACACAUACUCCAUGACCAAUAUCUACCUAACAGCUUACCUGUCUCAAUCCCACCAAAUUAUCUACUCAGACAUCACUGAAGGCCACACAAGCAUCAAACUGUUGACCAGUUUGGACACGUAUCCAGAGUCAGAAGAAAUUCUCAUGAACUUAGCAAGUGUGGAGAGUCUAGCUGUGGAUGAGUCAGCUUCAGUUAUUUACUGGUUAGAUGAAGACAAGGACAUUGUUCAACUCACAUCCUAUGAUGGAACUAAAAGAGCUACAAUAAAUAUUGUAGGCAUUCAACAGCUUUUAGCUAUAGCUUUAGCCCCACAACAUGGGCUUCUGUUUGUAUCAGCCCAGUCUGAACCCCCCAAGCUAAUCAGGUGUCACCAAGACGGCCAGCACUGCUCUAGACUGGUCUCCACUGACCUGAGCUACCCCAGUUACCUGGUGGCUUACAGAGACAGGCUCUACUGGUCAGACUUCUUCUUGGGUGCCAUUUCAUCGGUUGACUUUCAUGGGCGGGAUAGGAAAACACAUGCCAUUACUAGAGGUAAACCACUGUCUAUCGCGGUCCAUGAAGACCUACUGUAUUGGACAGAGCUGCAGGCUAGCUGUGUCUUCUAUGUCAAACUGGGCGGGUCCUCCAGAGCCAGCAGAUUAGAAACCUACAGAUAUCAGCUGACUGGCUUGGUUGUUGCUAUACCCAACUCAGACUUGAAGACCUCAUGUUCUACAACAAAUGGUGGCUGUGAACACAUCUGUAUCCCUACCCCAUACAACGUAACUUGUGUAUGUUCUCAGGGAUUUGUUCUACAACACAACGGCAAGUCUUGCAAGAAAGUUGAAGCUGCCCCGUGUACACAGCACCUGUGUGGAGAUCACAGAACCUGCAUAUCUCAGAAGUCUUUGUGUGAUAGGCUCAUUGAUUGCCCUGAUGCAUCUGAUGAAGCUAACUGCUCAGAUCACUUGAGCUGCACAAGCUAUCAAUUCAGCUGUAAAAAUGGGCGCUGUAUCAACAGACAUUUCAUGUGUGACAGAGACGAUGACUGUGGGGACAGCAGUGACGAGCAUGCCAGUAUUUGUCCUGAUUUGCACUGCUCCAGUGAUGAGUUCACCUGUACAGACAAACACUGUAUAGCUAAAGAACUUGUGUGCAACAAACAGCCAGACUGCCCAGAUGGGAGUGAUGAGCAUCAGUGUGAUGUACACUGCCAGGAUGACGAGUAUGAGUGUCAGUCUCAGUGUGUGGAUGUUCACUGGCUGUGUGAUGGGGACUGGGACUGUGCUGAGGGGGAAGAUGAAAUCAAUUGCACAUCACUAGGGUGUGAUGUGGAAGAGUUCCAAUGCUGGAAUGGUUCUUGUAUAGAGCACAGGUUGAUCUGUGAUGGAACACAACACUGCCAAUCUGGAGAGGACGAAUCUUAUUGUAAUAAUAAAGUUUCAGAGCAUGCGGAGUACUGUGAGGAUGGCUUUGUGUGUUCCACUGGAGAGUGUAUAGAGCUGGGAUGGGUUUGUGAUGGUGCCAGUGACUGCAGGGAUGGAUCAGAUGAAAGCUUUUGUAAAGUGACAUGCAGGACCUUUAACCCCUGUAGCCAGCUAUGUGUCAACACAAAGAAAGGUCCAACCUGCAAAUGUAGGGAAGGUUUUUAUCUGACCAAGGAUGUUUUAUGUGAAGAUAUUGAUGAGUGCAGCGAGAGAAAUGGGGGCUGCAGUCAACACUGUGAGAACACCAAAGGAAGUUUUCAUUGUCUGUGUGAGGACCACUACCAGCUGGGGAUCAAUCUGAAGAGCUGCAAGGCUUCUGGUUCUCGUCCUUCUUUAUUUAUUGGAUCUUCAAAUGGAUUACACAAUGUAACUUUAGACGGUAAAGGGGAUGUUUUCUUAGAAACAAAAUAUCCCAUCCGUCAAUUUGAUAUUAACAUACAAUCUGGACAUGUCUUCUGGGCAACACAAAAGGACAGGAGAUCUAACAUGACUUUUUAUUCCUCCCUGGGGUUUGAGAUGACUCUAGGGGAGAUCACUGGCAUCUCUGUUGAUUGGCUGAUAGGAAAUGUUUACAUUGCUCAGGUCUAUGGUGGCGUGGGAUCAAUUCUUGUUUGCAAUGGGAAAAAUUCUUGUGCUACUCUGAUCACCCGGCCUAACUUUAAACCUGCCUCACUAGUUCUACACCCCCAUAGAGGUAAAAUGUUUUGGCUUUCGAUGUCUGACGUCCCGAAAGUUGAGCAGAGCUGGAUGGAUGGAAGCUACCCACAAGCACUGCUGGUGAUGUCACCCAUGUCGAAACCAGUUUCUCUGACCAUUGACCAUGUCACUGAGCAGCUUUAUUGGAUGGACGGUGAACUUGGUGUUCUGGAGACAUGUAGAGUGGAUGGUACUAAAAGGUUUUCAGUAUCAAGCCAUUUACCUACACUAGUUUACAGACUGGAUGUGUUUGAGAGCACUGUGUACCUUGCCAGCCAGGGAGAGAGUGUUGUGCACAGGAUACCUGUAUAUCAGCAAGAUGCUGCCCAUAGCUCUAUAAAACUCUCACAUGUUGGACCAUUAAAAGUUGUCCACAAAUUAAAACAACCAGCUGGUACCAAUGUAUGCGCCAACAAAACCUGCAUGUUUUUGUGUGUAAGAAGCCCUACUGGAGGAAGGUGCAUUUGCAAAGAUGGCUUUGGGAGUAAAACAAAUACUCAAUGCAUAGGUUCUCUGAUGGAGACCAGUGUCCAUGCUACUACCACCACCGGCACUGAGUGCUCACUUCUCUGUGAGAAUGGAGGAGUUUGUCUGAUUGAUGAGGAUGACAUUGAAUCUUGCAGGUGUCCACAAGGGUACGGUGGAGUAUUUUGUCAAAAGCUUCUGACCAAAGCUAGUACCACAAUUGACACUGAAUGCUCACUUCUCUGUGAGAAUGGAGGACUUUGUCUGAUUGAUGAGGAUGACAUUGAAUCUUGCAGGUGUCCAGAAGGAUAUGGAGGAAUAUUUUGUCAAAAGCUGCUGACCACAGGUUCAGACAAGAAACGUUCCCUAGCCUGGACAGCUGGCAUUAUUGUGCCACUCACUCUCCUGGUUGUAGCAGCUAUUGCCAUAUUUUGUCUAAGACAAAGAAGAAGUAAUCAAAAUGUUAUAAGAACUAUUUGGUUUGGAGAUCCCAAAUUUACACUAACCAAGAAAGAUGACGAGGAAGAAAUUGUCCCAGAAUUGUCUUUCUCCAACCCAGAAUUUCCAGAUGAAGCCUUUGAGAACAGCCCAAAUGGCGACCCUGACUGGUGGAAAAAGCUCCUGGCCACUUCUUCAGUAAACAACAUUCAUGCCAGCAACAUGAGAGUUGGUUCAAAGAUGACAGACAAGGAUGCCAGUUGAUGUGAAAUACAAUAGUUAAAUAAAAAUGGAACUUUUGUUUUAUGUCGUAUGUGAAUUACACAUAGCAAUGGGAUGUCGCUAGAUCUAUAUAAUCUACUGUGUAUUAUUAAAUUAUUAACUAAACCUUCUGGUUUUUUUGUUUGUUAAAAUCAUGUAGUUGCUUAUAAUUCAAAAAC